Pangasianodon hypophthalmus (striped catfish) is the source of this 3905-nucleotide messenger RNA. Its product is annotated as cytolytic toxin-alpha. Gene Ontology annotation, molecular function: protein binding; carbohydrate binding. The transcript is spliced from 12 exons. The record is from RefSeq and is a predicted model, not a curated record. The coding region runs from base 93 to 3020 and encodes 975 amino acids. NCBI's taxonomy places the organism in Eukaryota, Metazoa, Chordata, Actinopteri, Siluriformes, Pangasiidae.
UAUUCUGACAGCCGCCAUACAGAAGACAGAAAAACUUCGACUACAAACUUUUCGGUAGAAAGCCUAAGUUCAGAAAGACCUACAAAUAAGUCAUGGAGAUGCUUGAUUACCAUGCUUCCAGAUGCAUGGUAAUGGCCGCCCUGGGAAGACCCCUUUAUCCCGGCAUGCUGUAUGACUGCCGCAGGGACUCCUUUAUUCCAGGUGUUACUUUAUGGGACAAGAAAGCAUUGCGUGAUGAUCUUGAUGUGCAUGACCAGACUAAAACAUUUGUCAAGUUUACUGCCUCUGACAGUCUUGGUGAAAAGGCCAACCUCCUAGAUAUAAGCGCUUCCCUUAAAGCCAGUUUCUUAGGUGGGUUGGUGGAGGUUGGAGGAUCAGCCAAGUACCUGCAUGAUACCAAAUCCUCAGCACGUCAGUGCAGAGUUACCAUGCAGUACAGACAGACAACAAAAUUUGAACAACUCACUAUGAAGGAGCUUGGCAAUAUCACCUAUCCACAAGUAUUUGACCAGCAAACAGCCACUCAUGUAGUUACAGCUGUACUGUAUGGAGCUCAGGCUUUCAUGGUGUUUAAUUAUAAUAGUGUAGAAAAUGAGAGCAAACAGGCUAUUGAAGGAAGCCUUCAUGCCAUGGUCAAGAAGAUCCCUACCAUUUCCAUUGAGGGGGAAGCAUCCGUAAAGAUUAAUGAAGAUGAAAAAAAACUGGCUGAGAAUAUCAGUGUCACAUUUUAUGGUGACUAUGAGCUUGAAGAAAACCCCACCACAUACACAGAGGCUCUGAGGGCAUGCAAGAGGUUGCCCACUCUGUUGAAAGAAAGAAACAAUAAAGGUGUACCGAUGACUGUGUGGCUGUAUCCUCUCAUGCUUUUGGAUAAUAAGGCUGCUAAGCUGGCGAGAGAAAUCAGUUUGAGCCUGGUGCAUCAAACAGAAAAACUGCUGGAGGAGCUUGGUGAAGUAGAGAGAAGAUGCAAUGAUUUGAACAAAAAUCAAACAACAGACAAUUUCCCAGAUGUAAAAGGCAGGUUGUUAAAAUUUCAGGACUUACACAGGUCUUAUAAGAUAACAUUCCAGAAGGCCCUGUCCAGAGUUUUGCCAGCUAUUCGGGGUGGGACACAGGAGGACAAGGCACUGGGGGACAUCCUGGACAUCCAUUACAUGUCACCCUUCACAGCUAGCAACAUGAACAAAUGGUUAGAUGAUGUUACAACUGAAAUAAAUAUACUGAGUUCCUAUACCAGUGGGCUGAAGGACCUGACAGUUGUGAAAUCAUCAGGGUCUCUCCAUUCCAUCCUCUUUGAUCCUGAUGUUGAUGUGGUGGUUUGCUUGUCAUUUACGUCUUUAAAGAAUGAAGACUCCUACCUUUUGGCUAUACAAGACUUCAUAAACUCUGAAAGGUUUGCAAAUUUGGGGCAAAAAAAUGCGAAAGCUUUCUCACUCCAAGCAACACAGCCCUGGUUCACUUCUCCUGACAUUUCUGAAUGCAUGAAGAAGAAUUUUUCUCUCUUUACAAGUUUUUCAAAGGCCAAUAAAAAUGAAAAGAAAAUCAAGUUCGUCGUUGCCUCUAUCUCUGACUCCAGCAAUCCAGGAAACUCCAUCCAACUUUAUCAGAAAGGCAAACUGACAGAUCCUAAGUUCCAGCCUGUAUCCAAACCCCCCCUACCCAUGGUGGAGACCAAUGAUGAGAAAGUCAUCCUAAAGCUUUCAAAGUCCCCAACUGGAGAGACGGUACGAUUCAGAGUUGAAUACAGGAUGACACCACCAACUGAUUCAGCAGCUGACACUGGAGAAUGGAAAGUCACAGACACUCCAGAUGCACAGACCAGUUUCACAUUGACAGGACUACAGCCAGGAGACCGAUACUGGUUCCGAUACAGAGCUGUUAGUGAUGGGGGAGUGAGUGAAGCCAGCGACUCUGUCCCCUUCUCAUUUCAUGGGAUGCUCACUAUCACAGUGGGCCAAUGGGACUUCUCCAUGCCUUCCCUGUUUAAUAAACUAAGGACUAAAAUAAUGACCAGUAUGGGCAUGUCACGAUGGUCUCUCUCUACUGUCAACUCAGAGGUUACAAAUGUUGUCAACAGUCCUAGCAUUCCUUACACUGAUACAAUUCCUGGAGGGCUGAAAACUGGAAUGGCUUUGUACUUCCAAGGGGUUGUUUUUGCAGCAGGAGAAUCCAUUAGAUUCAAUCUUAUAGCCGGGACAGAGAAAGGUAGCGAUCGCACUUUUCACAUGCGCUGUGACUUCAAUGAGUCAAUGGUCUAUAACAGCCACAGGAACGGGAGCUGGGAGAAUGAAGAAAUCACACCAGGUUGUCCCAUUUCCAAAGGAUCAGCCUUUGAUAUAUUUUUUGUGACCAAAACAGAAGGCUAUGAGGUAUAUGUAAAUGGGCAGAGGCAUUACCUGUUCAAGCACCGCAUGCCAAUGGAGAAAGUGACUACACUAAACAUUAAUGGAGAUGUCAUCAUGAACAUCACUGGUAUUGUUCCAAACUGGAACGCAUCUACUUUUGGUAAAGAACUAAACUCUGGCAUCUCACGCGCAAAGCUUUCUAACAUCCAGUCUGAUGUGCCACAUCCAGUCUGCAACCCUAGCAAACCAUAUUUGGGAUCAAUCCCUGGAGGCUUGAGACCUGGUGUGGCGUUAUUCUUCCAAGGGGUUGUUCCUUCAGAUUGUGAACGCUUUAAAAUAAAUUUGCAGACUGGGCCAAAAGACAUCGCUUUACACUUCAACCCCCGCAUGAACUCUGUGGUACUUAACAGCUGCAGGAAUGGGACAUGGGAGAAUUACAUUGAGACACCAGGAGGCCCAUUUGUCAAAGGUGGAGCCUUUGAUAUCAUCAUGGCUAUUAAAGAAGAAGGCUAUGAGGUGAUAGUGAAUGGCCUGGAAUACUGCACAUUCAAUCACCGUAUGCCAGUGGACAAAGUGACUACACUUGGCAUCUGGGGAGAUGUCUUCAUGAACAACUUUGGCUUUACCGAAGUGGAUGAUGUUAAUAUGAAAGUCAUCAUUCCUGCCAAUAUUUGAGGAUUCCAGUCUUCCUCAGAAACAACGUUUUCAAGGUCAUUGUUUUUAUACUGCGCUAAAGUAUAUCAGACUUAAAACAGUUCAUGAACAUGAUUUCUUUCUUUUUCAUCAAUUACUGUUUUCUCUUAUAGUUUUUCUCUUGAAUAUUCCUAGGAGUUUUUGUUACUUAUUACAUUUUCUAGUGUUUUGCAGUUUUAUUGUACCUCCAUUAGCAAUGAAUUGCAUUAGUCAAUAUCUAGACACCUUAGCAGCAGAAAUUACCGCAGUCUAACACAAACGAAUGUAGGUUUGUAUGGAUGAGCUGGUUUUAGAUAAAUAUUGAGUUAGAGGUCUAGCAAUUAGCUAAUUUAAUGAAAUGAGUUUACUGGUUAACAUUUUUCUUAGUUUUUUUUUUUGUUGUUGUUUUUUUUUAAAUAAAUCUGAUUAAAAACAUUACUAACAAAAAUCUGUACUGUGAGAUUCUGGCAGAAAUUAGCAAAACUUCUAACGUUAAAAAUAAACAGCUUAAAUUUCUGCUCAUCCUUCAUUUCUCACAGUAAAAAUGAGUUUGAAGUUGACUACUUCUUUGCUUAUUGGUUGUUUAUUCAAAUUUGCAGUUCCACCUUAAAUGCUGUUGCAGCUACAAUGCAGUGCCUGCAGAGAGCACUCAUUGCUCAUUUCUAAAAAUUGCAUCUACGUGCAUUUAUUUCAUGCUUAAACCAUUUUAGCAACAUUAUGAUGAUUAUAAUAAGGAAAAUAAUAAUAAAUAUACAAAUGCAUUGUCUGAACUAUAUUUUCUUGACCCAUUGUACAAAAUUCCCCGCUUCACGCAUGCGCGAGUCAAAACAGUGUAGCGCAUGCGUAAAACGUUUUCAGUUCGGCAGCUAUAUUACAAGUUAUUCAGAA